This is a messenger RNA of Puccinia triticina, 273 nucleotides long. RefSeq lists its product as uncharacterized. Lineage: Eukaryota; Fungi; Basidiomycota; Pucciniomycetes; Pucciniales; Pucciniaceae. The coding region runs from base 1 to 273 and encodes 90 amino acids. The record is from RefSeq and is a predicted model, not a curated record. The transcript has 4 exons.
AUGGCCAAUCCUGAAGAAUCCAUUGAAGAACCAGCCCGCAAAAAAACUGCCGCCACGAAAAUUGUUUCCGUGGAAGAAGAAGAAGAAAGUGAUGAUUUGUCGGAUGCCUCGAUUGGCAUAAUACACGCAGGAAACACCUGCAAAUCGGGUUUGAAACAACAUUCCAAACGCACCGGCAAGAACGUUGAUGUUAAUCUAUCACAGGACUCAGAUGACAACAACAAACAAAGCCUCCAAACAAGGUUAGACUUGUUUCACCAAUCUCUCCUUUAG